Rangifer tarandus platyrhynchus (Svalbard reindeer) is the source of this 375-nucleotide messenger RNA. Lineage: Eukaryota; Metazoa; Chordata; Mammalia; Artiodactyla; Cervidae. The record is from the annotation of a GenBank genome assembly.
AUGUGCAUGAACUUAAAGAACUCUCCUCCUUUCCCUGAGUCUGCUGGAAGGAUUUACAUGCACAGCCACCACGCUGUCUCUAGGUGCGGGGCGCGCCCCAUGCAUCAUAGAUUGACUCUAACUGGCUCGUCUGAGAGCCUCAUGCUCCCAGGCGUGGUGCCUACUUCCCCUGUAAGAAUCUUGGUGGCUCUGUGUGUCAAAUCAGACAAGAGAAAAAUAUUGAAAGAGCAAAUGCUGUCUUCUGGCUCCCUUGAAGAUGGGAGCCAGUUAAGAACCAGAGCAUUCCUUUUUAUUGGAAAAAAAAAAAUUGUUAUCAGGUUGUUUCAGUUGUAUUGGAUGCCCUGUCUGCUAAAUCAAAAAGAACUCAGCUACUAA